Messenger RNA from Cololabis saira (Pacific saury), 1246 nucleotides. RefSeq names its product tectorin beta (gene tectb). The record is from RefSeq and is a predicted model, not a curated record. Bases 61 to 1080 code for a protein of 339 amino acids. Lineage: Eukaryota; Metazoa; Chordata; Actinopteri; Beloniformes; Belonidae. Gene Ontology annotation, cellular component: cell surface. The transcript has 11 exons.
GCCAUGAGGAUCCUCUAAUGUUCGGCAAGUGGAAGGUGUUACCCCUGUCAGCAUCACACCAUGGCUUCAUUGGGAGCGGUUUUAAUGCUGUUGCCAGUUGCACUGACGUGCACUCCCCAAAAAGCAGACUACGUGAUGGUGUCGUGUUUCCCAAACGCCAUAAUUGCCAACGUCCCAGAAUGCCCCUACGGCUGGGAGAUAGAGCAUCUGUCCCUGGGGGGCGUCUGCUACACUGGGAUACACAGCCCUGGGUACUACCGCUUCAUCAUCCCGGACUUAACUCCCAAGAACCACUCCUACUGCGGCACGCAGUCCGAGUACAUGCCCGGCAAAGACCCCAAGUAUAUCUUCUACAACUCCAUCGUGUCCAACGACACGUCGCUGACGGUCAGAAACCAGCCAGUCAACUACACCUUCAGCUGCAUGUACCGAGCCGCCUACCUGGUCAACAAUGCCGUCUUCAGCCAGAGAGUGGCUACAGUUUUUGUCAACAAUGGCAGUUUAGGCACUUUUAGAUCACAGUUGUCUAUGAACGUGUUCACGAAUUCAAAGUUCCUCUAUGCUAAAGACAGUCCUUAUGUGAUCGACACGUCUGAGAUCGGUUCUGAAGUCUUUAUCGGCAUAGAGGCGAAGGGUCUCAGUAACAGAUUCAAAGUCGUGAUCAACAACUGCUGGGCCACUCCAACGCCUUACUCCACAGACAGGAAGAGGUGGAGCCUCAUUAUCAACAGCUGCACUGCCGACAACACUGUGACCAUUUUCGAGAACGCCAAAGACAGUCGCUCCACAUUCAAGUUCAACUCCUUCCGCUUCCAGCGGCUGGAGAAGGUGUCCACGGUCUGGCUCCACUGCGAGGUCCAGGUCUGCGACGGGGAGAGGCUGUCCUGCCAACCAAGCCCCUGCUCCUUGAGGAGUCUGUCGGAGGAGGAAGAUGGGAACGAGGGGGUCCUCACGGCGGAGUUUCGGAUCCAAGGUAAAGCAUCGUCUAAUAAUGGACACGUAACAGGCACCUCACUUUUUAUGCUGCUGCUGGUCCUGGGGAACAUGUUCCGGGAUUUAAUAGACGGAUCAAGGAAGUAGUAAAGAAAUCAUGUCAUCAGAUAAACACACACAAACAAACUCAGAGGGGAGCGUCAACCAAGACUCAGGGAGCGUAUCAACACAUCCUCCCCCCUCAAUCAAAUGACUGAUCUUCUCAUCGUACCUUGUAUUUAGCAGCAAUAAAGCACCGCAUUUAUUAAUGUUU